CGUCACUUCCGCCAAAACAUAGGAGUACCAGCUGGUCACACAAUGUAGCCACGGCUUACACAACAAGGUGGUUAGAUAACAGUUCGAGAAGCAUAGGCAACAAGAGUUGGAGAAAUACUUAGUAAUUGUUUGCCUUCAGCUCAUCUGAAGAAGGUACAACCAUGCCCAGUACCUGUGUUACAUCAUGCACACCUGGUGCCACCUGUACUGCUGGUGUAUUUUUACUGGCUGUGUUCCUGACAGCCCCACAGCACGUGUCUAUGUCUAGUGGAAUGUUCCGUUCCAUCUCAAAGAAGUCCAUCCAUAGUGAUGCUAACCCCAAACAGCUGAACUAUGGCAUUGCUGUGUCAGAUGUGGAUGGAGAUGGAGAUUUUGAGUGGAUUGUGGCAGGCUUCAGCGGCCCCAACCUGGUGCUGAAGUGGAACAGUGCCACCAAGAAGCUAGAGAACCUCGCCACUGAUGAUCCCAACUCCAAGUUCUACCAUCUGCGGGACCCACAGGGACAAGCCAUUGGAGUCUGCGCCUGUGAUGUAGACGGGGACGGGGCAGAGGAAAUCUAUUUUCUCAAUACCAACGAUGCAUUUGCUGGGAAAUCAUCUUACGGCGACAAGUUGUUCAAGUACAGGAAUGGCAAGUAUGAAGACGUCCUCUCAGACAAGAUAAACGCAGAUGUGAGCCUGAACUACGCUGGGCGAUCAGUGGCCUGUGUGGACCGUGAAGGUACGGGGAGGUACGCCGUGUACGUGGCCAACUACGCCAGGGGAAGAAUCGGACCUCACCGUCUGAUUGAGUUAGACGAGGAGCAAAGUGAUGUCUCAAAAGGAAUCUUGAAGUUAAAGGAUGUGGCUAGCGAGGCAGGUGUUGCUAAGUUUACUGGGGGAAGAGGUGUUGUAGUGGGUCCCAUCCUCAGUAAUGCGUCUGAUGUCUUCUGUGUCAACGAGAAUGGAGGAAACUUUCUCUUUGUCAACCAGGGUGACGGGAUGUUCCAAGACCUGGCACAGCCAGCCGGAGUGUUGGACCCCAGGCAGCAUGGACGGGGCCUGGCCCUCGCAGACUUUAAUGGCGAUGAAAAAAUCGACAUUGUUUACGGCAACUGGUUGGGUCCUCACAGGCUUUACAUACAGCAGGGGGAGCCAGACAAUCCAGAGUUUCAGGACAUCGCAACUGAGGACUUUGCGAAACCAUCCCCUAUCCGGACUGUCCUAGCUGCAGACUUUGACAAUGAUGGGCACCUCGAGGUGUUUUUCAACAACAUUGUGUUAGACGAGGAAGAGGCCCCAAACAGACUAUUCAGGGUAAAGAGAAAGGAAGACGGAAGCCUCAGAGUCUCAGAAGUGGACAUUGGUGAUGCUCGGGAGCCGUACGGUUAUGGUACAGGUGGAUCUGUGGCUGAUGUAGAUGGAGAUGGUUCUUUAGAAGUUCUCCUGUCCCAUGGUGAGGACACUGCCCAGCCGUUAACACUGUAUAAGGUCCGGGCCUGGGUGGACCACAACUGGAUACGGGUCUUCCCCAGAACACAACAUGGCGGACCGGCGCGAGGCGCGAAGGUGGUGGUAGAGACGAGCGACGGCAAGCGACAGCUGAGGGUGAUUGACGGCGGCUCUGGCUACCUGUGCCAGAUGGAACCGGUCGCACACUUCGGACUCAGGCAGAGCACGGCCUGGAAGCUAGAGGUCACCUGGCCUGACGGGACCAGGUUUGCCAGAGGGGUCAAACCAGAGGAGAACAGAACAACAGUAACUGUGGAAUAUCCUACUGAUAGUGAUGCAGGGCAUAAAGAAGAACUGUAAUAGAUUCAAUUACUAGGGAGGAAAAAGUAUUUAUGGUUACAGUAUUUAUUCACUAGUGAUGUAAAUUAU
Molecule: messenger RNA, 1859 nt
Organism: Branchiostoma belcheri (Belcher's lancelet)
Lineage: Eukaryota; Metazoa; Chordata; Leptocardii; Amphioxiformes; Branchiostomatidae
Product: cartilage acidic protein 1-like
Source: RefSeq, a predicted model, not a curated record